AUGAUUGGCCACAACAAGCUGCUGAAAGCAGCUGCCGAUAAUUAUGCCACCGGCUUUGCGAGCCCCUCCGCAAACGAUCCCAUCAUCCGUUCAGCGGAUGACAGUCGGAACCUUGAAUACAACUGGAUCCUGGGAUCCCUGUGGGUCAACCUCAUCUAUCUCCAAGCUCGCCGCCGCCGUGAGCAAGCCAAAUAUGAAAUGAGAGGAUAA
Penicillium digitatum Pd1 is the source of this 210-nucleotide messenger RNA. The record is from RefSeq and is a predicted model, not a curated record. NCBI's taxonomy places the organism in Eukaryota, Fungi, Ascomycota, Eurotiomycetes, Eurotiales, Aspergillaceae.